Messenger RNA from Panicum virgatum (switchgrass), 678 nucleotides. RefSeq names its product formin-like protein 5. The coding region runs from base 134 to 541 and encodes 135 amino acids. Lineage: Eukaryota; Viridiplantae; Streptophyta; Magnoliopsida; Poales; Poaceae. The record is from RefSeq and is a predicted model, not a curated record. The transcript has 2 exons.
UCGCCUCCUCCUUCGCCUGUUUCCUCCCCUUUGGCCCGUGCAGCAGACGUGCUCGACCCCCUCUCCACUCCUUUCCCUUUCUCCAGAGCCGAGCCGAGUUUUUCCCUGCGCCAGGGAGCUCGCCGUCGCGUCCAUGGCGCCGCCGCCCACGGCCUCAACGCGGAGCCCCCUCCUCCGCCCUCCCUCGACCCGAGCCACCUCCGGGAACGAGUCCCUCUCGGCUCACUGGUGCUCCCUGACCCCUCCACCGCCGCCCCAACCCACUGGAACGGCGUCGCCGCGGUUCAGACCGCCGCCGGCCGCCCGCUCCACGUCGAGCUCCCACCUCUGCCCUCCCACAGCUCCAAUCAACCCCGGGAACGGCUUCACCUCGCCCCAACGGAGCUCCCAAGCCCAGCCAAGCUGCCUCCCCCUCGCCGGAGUGCCGCAGCCGCGACACAGGGCCGCCGCCGGCCGCCGGCGCCCGUGGACAGGCCACCACAGGCCACCUCAGCCCCAACUGAGACCACCGGCAGAUACGAUAGAAGAACCGUGGGAAUGACAUGAUGAUGGAGUCGAGCCAGAAGACGGUGAAUGGUGGACACAUCCAAAAGAUGGACGGAUGGAUUCCGAUGUACACGACCGAAGGAAGAUGUUUGCCGAGCAGUUGUUCUCUAACUAACACUGACCUAGUGUUAA